GUACUGAGCCGCUUUAAAUUCACACCGGCGGACGCAGAUCACAUUCGCGGAACUGUACAGCACUCCAGAACUUUCUAAUCAUCGAAUCACCAUAAGUGUUUUAUUUCCACAUAAUGGCAAACUACAUUCACGUCCCUGAUUGCGCUCCUGUCGUCCCCAAAUUCAAUGUGACUGUAGAUGAGCAGGAUUACAGACCCGGAGCACUGCAGCUAAUCAAAGAGCUCAGACCCAACUGGAAACCAUCCGAGGUCAAAAUGAAGUCUUUCACAGACGGCAUCACGAACAAGCUGAUUGGCUGCUAUGUGGGAGGAACCCUGCAGGACGUGGUGCUGGUGCGCAUCUAUGGCAACAAAACAGAGCUUCUUGUGGACCGUGGCAAUGAGGUAAAAAGCUUUAGAGUCCUGCAGGCACAUCACUGUGCCCCACGCCUCUACUGUACUUUCAACAAUGGCCUCUGCUAUGAGUUCCUGGAGGGUAUGGCGCUAGAGCCUGAGCACAUCCGCAACCCUGCUAUUUUCAGGCUCAUUGCAAGACAGCUGGCAAAGUACCAUGUCAUCCAUGCUCACAAUGGCUGGGUGCCCCAGUCAGAUCUUUGGUUGAAGAUGGGCAAGUACUUUACCCUCAUCCCCACAGGCUUUAAGGAUCUGGAAAAGAACCAAAGGCUGAACAGUGAUGUGCCCAGUGUGGCGUGUUUAAGAGAGGAGCUGGUGUGGCUACAGCAUAGCCUCUCCAAGCUAGGCUCACCGGUCGUACUCUGCCACAACGACCUGCUGUGUAAGAACAUCAUCUACCAGCAGAAAGGAGGACAUGUCAAAUUUAUUGACUACGAAUAUGCUGGGUACAAUUACCAAGCCUAUGACAUUGGGAACCACUUCAACGAAUUUGCAGGUCUGAACGAGGUGGACUACAGUCUGUAUCCUACCCGAAGGCUGCAGCUGCAAUGGCUGAGGGCUUAUCUAGAGGCCUACAAGGAAUAUAAGGAAUAUGGCACUGAAGUCUCAAACAAGGAGGUAGAGGUCUUGUAUGUACAGGUCAACCGCUUUGCCCUGGCAUCUCAUUUCUUUUGGGGUUUAUGGGCCCUAAUUCAGGCAAAAUAUUCAACUAUCGACUUUGAUUUCUUGGGAUAUGCAGUUCUUCGUUUCGGUCAGUACUUCAAGAUAAAACCUGAGGUGACGGCACUGACCUUUCCUGAAUAGUUAUUUAGCUUGGUGGUUUUGCUCUCUUUGGUGGCCCUGGACAUUACUAGUUCUUUGGGCUGCACCUACUACACUGAAUGCUAGAAAAAAUGGAAAAACAUCUCUUUGUUUAGCACCUCCUCUAUAGUUUUUGUUGGGAGCUGCGGUGUCAUACAUAUCCAUGGGUUGUUGGUGCCUCGACAGAGCCACCAAACUAGAACGGCAUUACUAGACAUUGCACAUUGUGGUUGUUAUAUAUUUCAAGCCAAUAUAAACUUUGUGCCGCUAAAUGAAUUAGGACCAAAAACAGAUUAAGACCUGUUGUUUUCUCAGUAAGUGGUCCAAACUAUUCACCCACAUAGCAAGCUAGUCAGAUGUCUGAAAGAUGCCAACAUCCCAGACUAUGAGACCUAUAGGUCAUUCCUGUUUGUUUACAAUUUUAAGUGACAUGAAAAAACAUUCAGCUGCAGGGUAAUUUUGGUUUACUUCUUCCAUAUAUUUGUGGAGCAUAAGGACUUCCAGACUUGGAUGGGUUAUAGCUGGCAUAGCUACUAUAAGCUCUGUGAUUGGAGGACCAAUGGAAUUUCUGUUGAACGCUUGCUUUUUCUUUCUUUGUAACUACUUUUGCAUUCUGUCACUUUGAGCCUGUUACUGUAUUCACACUAAAACUGAUAACUGUUAAAAGGUGCUUAGCUAAGAGGUAGUGUACUUUUAUGCCUAUAGCUUUCAUCUUAAACGUCAAGCCUACACCAAAGUGCUGAGGUUCCUCAAUUGUACAAAUUUGCACAAAAUGUAUAAUACAAGGCAAUUUCCAUUAUCAAUAAGAGCAGGUUUGCUUGCAUGUUAAUUGCAAAGUUCAAAUGCAAAAAAAAAAAAAAAAAAAAAAAAAAAAAACAUUUCCAAUGAUUUCACUGAUCAACUUUAUUGUAUUUUGUAAACUAAAACACAUUUUAGUUUAAUGCCUGCAACACACUCCAAAAAGUUAGGACAGAGGUGUGUUCACGCCUGUGUUCAAUCACCUUUCCUAUUAAUGAGACUUUUUUAAUGGUUUGGAAACUAAGGACAGUGAUUGUUGCAUUUUUGCAAGUAGAAUUUAGCUGCUCAGUAAUGGACUUCCAAGGAAAAGAUGUCACCAUGAUGGCAGCAUGAGUCUCUCUAAAAUUCCAACAAGUACCUCUGCGUCAAUGGUACCUUCACACAUAUGCAGGUCAAUAAAGAUUCUACUUUUAUUAGUCAAAUUUCAGAAAUGGGGUUUGGAAUAAGAGGUUAGUGUAAUGGUCAUGAUGCCUUAAUGAUGACAGACCUUGUUGCCGCCUGUGUUCAGACCUUUUUUUAAGUCCAAAUGUGUAAACAAUUGGUCUUAAUUGUAUUAGUAUGUAUAGCUUGAGUUUUGACUUAAAGUUAAGACCAGUCUUGCACUAGAGUAGCUAUAUGAAUUGGAUGUAUCUUCAAGUCUAAUUCAAAAUUUGGCUUUUAUGGGUCUUAGAGACCCCAAGCACUUACUUUCAGUCUAAUUUGGUUUCUUACUUUAUUUGCUUAGCCCCAUCACAACUUAACAUGUUGUAUAUAUAGAUACUGUGAAUCUCAGAUCUCUAGAUACGAGCUCUGUUUAUAAUUCAACAUAAGCUUUUCUACGCAAACAUUUCUUAGAAAUAUGAAUGUGUUUUUCAGUUUAAAACACAUUUAUAUAUUUAUGUUGUAAAAACAAGGAAAUGCUGCCAAGCUAUACUAAAUCAUUAAUCUGUCACUUGAAGCAGAAAAUCUCAAACAGGUUUCAUCUUUGUACUGGUUUGCAGUGCUUUUAGGCUGCAACUUUAUCUGCUUUAAUACAAUUGUUCUCUCAGACAUGUGAUUGUACAGCAAAUAGUCUCAUAAAAGUGUAAACUACCACAUGAAGAAUAUGUGUAUAUGUAAAUCUUUAAACAGCUGUAAAAUGCUUGUGUCUAGUGUAAAAUUGUACAUAGGGGCAAGUUACUUUAAAACAAAAUCAAAUUUAAAUCAGUAAGCAUUGGGAGAUAAGAUAUAUGGGAUGUAGAGUUACAUUUUACAUUCUGUAUUUUCAUCAUCUGAUUGCAAAUAAAAAAUUUAAAACUAA
This is a messenger RNA of Trichomycterus rosablanca, 3270 nucleotides long. It is a transcript of the gene etnk1, whose product is annotated as ethanolamine kinase 1. Gene Ontology annotation, molecular function: ethanolamine kinase activity. The coding region runs from base 114 to 1196 and encodes 360 amino acids. NCBI's taxonomy places the organism in Eukaryota, Metazoa, Chordata, Actinopteri, Siluriformes, Trichomycteridae. The record is from RefSeq and is a predicted model, not a curated record. Gene Ontology annotation, cellular component: cytoplasm. Gene Ontology annotation, biological process: phosphatidylethanolamine biosynthetic process. The transcript is spliced from 8 exons.